AUGCCCUACUUCCCCUUAAACUCUGACCCCAGGAGGUCUGACUCCUCUCCACUGUGGCGCCAGGAGCGGAUCAUGAACAGACAUCUGACGGUUCUGCAUGUGUUAACCGCCCACUGCGGACACUACAAGGUCGCCAAGGUCAUUGUGGACAAGAAGGCCAAUCCCAACGCUAAAGCACUGAAUGGUUUCACUCCGCUCCACAUCGCCUGCAAGAAGAACAGAAUCAAAGUGAUGGAACUGCUGCUGAAACACGGAGCAUCCAUACAGGCAGUGACCGAGUCGGGUCUCACUCCGAUCCAUGUGGCGGCUUUCAUGGGACACGAUAACAUCGUCACUCAGCUGACGAAUCAUGGAGCUUCGCCAAACACAACUAAUGUGAGGGGAGAGACGGCGCUCCACAUGGCAGCGAGGGCCGGCCAGGCUGGCGUGGUCAAAUACCUGGUUCAGAGCGGAGCCAGAGUGGAGGUCAAGGCCAAGGACAACCAGACCCCGCUCCACAUCUCCAGUCGUCUGGGGAAGCCUGACAUCGUGCUGUAUCUGCUGCAGAAUGGGGCGUGUCCUGACGCCACUACCACCUCUGGCUACACCCCCCUACACCUGGCUGCCAAAGAGGGACACAGAGACGUCUCCUCAGUCCUCCUUGAUCAGGGGGCUUCUCCAGACAUCACUACCAAG
Molecule: messenger RNA, 675 nt
Organism: Oncorhynchus masou masou (cherry salmon)
Lineage: Eukaryota; Metazoa; Chordata; Actinopteri; Salmoniformes; Salmonidae
Product: ankyrin-3-like
Exons: 6
Biological process (GO): protein localization to plasma membrane
Cellular component (GO): neuron projection; plasma membrane
Molecular function (GO): cytoskeletal adaptor activity; spectrin binding; transmembrane transporter binding
Source: RefSeq, a predicted model, not a curated record